This is a messenger RNA of Setaria italica (foxtail millet), 4647 nucleotides long. RefSeq lists its product as uncharacterized. Bases 1 to 4647 code for a protein of 1548 amino acids. NCBI's taxonomy places the organism in Eukaryota, Viridiplantae, Streptophyta, Magnoliopsida, Poales, Poaceae. The record is from RefSeq and is a predicted model, not a curated record. Gene Ontology annotation, molecular function: nucleic acid binding; zinc ion binding. Gene Ontology annotation, biological process: DNA integration. The transcript is spliced from 8 exons.
AUGGCGACCUCCGGAAAAUUCGAUACACGCGCUCCGCAUUUUGAUGGUACUGAUUAUGACUAUUGGCAAUCACGUAUGAAAGCUUAUUUGAAGGGGAAGGGGAUGAAUCUGUGGAGGAUCACACAAAACUCUACAUAUGUGAUUCCUGCAGAGGACCCUACUGAUCCUGCUGCUGUUGCUCUUCUUGAAGCAAAUAAUCGGGUUGUUGACAUUUUGCAAGCUUCUCUUUGUAAACCCGAGUAUGAUCGUAUUUCCAGUGAGGAGCUAGCUUUUCAGAUCUGGGAUAAAUUAAAGAAAUAUCAUGAAGGCUCCAACGCUGUGAAAACACGAAAAUUUGAAAUUUAUAGAAAAGAAUUUGAUGCUUUUUCUCAGUUGCCUGGUGAAUCUAUUGAAGAUCUUUUUGCAAGGUUUCAAGUGAUUGUAAACAAAAUGAAAGCCCUUAAUAAGGAUAUGCCUUACAAUGAUCAUGCAAGGGCUCUCAGAUUGUUGCAUUCACUUACUGAUGAGUGGGAUAUGAAGGUAGAGGCAAUCGUUGAGUCCGCUGGCUAUGAGACUCUUACCACUGACGAGCUUUUCAGUAAGCUUAAGUCAAAAGAGAUUGAUGUCCUCUCCAAGCGCAAAUUGAAAAAUCCCACUAGCGCUUCUUCUUCUGAUGUUCCUAUGGCUUUGGUUUCUGGGAGUAAAACUAACGCUAACACUAAUCCAGUUCCUCCAAGCUUUGCCUUGUCUUCUUUGUGUCAUGUUGCAGAUGAUGAGUUGGAGACGCUAGAUGAUGAUCAGUUGGUGCUGCUCUCCAACAAAUUCAAGCGAGUCUAUGAGAACCGACGCAACAGAAGACGCUCAGAAGGAUGUUUCAGCUGUGGUGAGCGAGGCCACUUUGCAGCUGAUUGCCCGAACAAGAGAACAUUUGAUCAGGGCAACAACUCCAGGCGCCAGGAACAACCAAGGGAGAAGAAUAAGAAGGGUGACAGGCGCAUGAAGAAGAAUGGCCAGAAGUACACUGAUAAGCAAAUUAAAAGGGCUGCACAUGUUUUGUUUUCUUCUCUUGGUGAUUUUGUUUCAGAUGCUUCUUCGAACUCAAGUGAUUCAGACUCCGAGAAUGAGCUGCCCAAAAAGAAAACUGAUGGACUCUGCUUCCUCGCCGACAUCAAGGGAGGGAUGUGCACCAUGGCCUUAGAAGAUGAUGAAGCUUCUAAUCUCAGCGACAACUCUUCUGACAAUGAGGUACAAAAUUCAGCAGAAGAAGAAAUUAAAGAAUUGACAAAAAUUAUUGAUAAACAAAACAAGAUUUUAGCAAAACUUAAGGCUGAGUAUGAUAGAGUCAUCUCUGAAUUAAAAGACUUAAAAGAUGCUACUCCUGCUGAAGUAGAAUGUGAAGAGUGCUCUGUGCAUAUGGUUUCACUUUCUGAAUUGCAAUCUAAGCAUGCCUUCAUUGUUGACAAAUUCGAAAAUGCUAAGAUUGAGUUAGAAAAACUUCACUCUGGUUCGGCUUCACUUGACGCUUGUGCUUCUUGUCCAACCUUGAAAUCUGAAUUGAAUAAUGCUAAAUCUCGUGUUAUUGAGUUGGAGAAACACUCUUGUCCUGCUUUGCCUUCCUGUUUAACUUGCCCUACUUUUGUUGCUGAAAAUAAUGAUUUGAGGGUGAAGUUUUCUGCUUUGGAAGAAGAAAAUAAACAUUUGAGAGUGAUUCUUGGUUGGUGCUCUAUUCGUGAACCUCAGAUUGGUAUGUCAAUUGCUCAAAUUAAACGGAGUGAGCGUUUUGGACCUGGAUAUGAUUUGAAACAUGUUUUUGGUGAAAAGAGUGGACCUCCUAUUUCUGAAAAGAAUCCACCUUUGGCUAAGUACACUGGACCACCUCCUAGGAAAGAGGGUCCAUGUGUCACAUCUGAGGGGUUGUUAGUUGAACCAUCGAGAUCUGUUCCAAAAAAGCAGGAUGGAGGCGAGGAGAACAUAUGGAUAAUGGAUUCCGGUUGUUCGCGCCACAUGACCGGAGAUGACAAAUGGUUCUCCAGCCUCACCCCCGCGAGCGGUAAGGAAUAUAUUACAUUCGGGGAUAAUAGUAAAGAUGAUUUUGAAGUGCGUUUUAAGAAAGGCAAUUCGCGAGUUCUUGAUUCUACUGGCAACCUUGUUUGCAAGAUUUCUCCCUUUGGACGAGUUUUUAAGGUUGAUUUUUCUAAAUCUUUUGGACAGACUCGUUGUUUGGUUGCUCGUGGUUUCCCUGAUAUUUGGAAGUGGCAUCGUCGGUUGGGCCACUUGAGCUUUGAUUUGCUUUGUCGCUUGAGUUCGAUGGAUUUAAUUGAUGGUUUGCCAAAACUCAAGUUUGAAAAAGAUUUAAUUUGUGCUCCCUGCAAACAUGGAAAAAUGGUUGCUGCUUCCCAUGCACCUGUGACGCAGGUGAUGACGAGACGACCGGGUGAACUGUUACAUAUGGACAUUGUUGGUCCAGCCCGUGUUCGGUCUGCUGGUGGGAAGUGGUAUGUGCUCGUUGUUGUGGAUGAUUUUUCUCGAUACUCAUGGGUGUUCUUUCUGGAAUCUAAGGAUGACGCCUUUUCACAUGUUCAUGAUCUUGUUCUGAAGCUGAAAAAUGAGUUGUCAAAUAAUGCCGUUAGAGCAAUUCGCAGUGACAAUGGUACGGAAUUCAAGAACUCUCGUAUGAAAGUUUUUUGUGCAGAACAUGGUCUUGAUCAUCAAUUUUCUUCUCCUUAUGUUCCUCCUCAGAAUGGUGUUGUUGAAAGGAAAAAUCGCACGCUUGUUGAAAUGGCUAGGACAAUGCUAGAUGAACAUAAAACCCCUAGACGUUUCUGGGCUGAGGCAAUCAACACCGCUUGCUAUGUUGCUAAUAGAAUUUUUCUGAGAGCUUUCCUGAAGAAAACAUCAUAUGAGUUGAGAUUUGGACGUCCUCCCAAAGUUUCCCACUUUCGAGUGUUUGGUUGCAAGUGCUUUAUUCUAAAAAAGGGAAACUUGGAUAAGUUUGAGUCUCGUUCUUCUGAUGGGUUAUUUCUGGGGUAUGCUUUGCAAGGGCGUGCUUACCGUGUGCUUAAUAUUGACACUAACCGCAUCGAGGAGACAUGUGAGGUCACCUUCGACGAGACAAUGCCUUGUUUUUCUUUUGCUUUUGAAUGUGCAGGUGAUGAUGAGAUCGGGCAGGAUAUUUUUGAGGAUGAGCAAGAGGAAGAUGGAUACAACAAUGACGACGACGAUGACACCCCGCCUGUGAUGCAGGGGGAGCCUGGCGCACAGCUCGAGCAGGCACCCUCCACCACUUUGGAGGAUGGACCAUUGCCUACACGUACAUCUACAGCAGCGCCUGCAGCUUCACCGACUUUUGAUCAGUUAGAAAAUUUUGAACGGAAUCAAGUUUGGGUUUUGGUUGAUCCUCCUCCUUCUUGUAAACCAAUUGGGACUAAAUGGGUUUUUAAGAACAAACAAGGAGAAGAUGGUCAUGUUGUCAGGAACAAAGCCAGAUUAGUGGCUCAGGGGUUUUGUCAAAAGGAGGGUAUUGAUUAUGGUGAAACUUUUGCUCCUGUUGCUCGUUUAGAAGCCAUUCGUAUCUUGCUUGCAAUGGCUGCUUCACAUGGUUACAAGCUUUAUCAAAUGGAUGUAAAAAGUGCUUUUCUGAAUGGUUUUAUAGAAGAAGAAGUUUAUGUCAAACAACCGCCUGGUUUUGAACACCCCAAUUUUCCUGAUCGUGUUUUUAAGUUGCAAAAGGCUUUAUAUGGUUUGAAGCAAGCACCUCGUGCUUGGCAAGGCAAUGACACUUUAAUAGUUCAGAUUUAUGUGGAUGAUAUCAUUUUCGGUGGUUCCUCUCAUGUUCUUGUGAAAAAGUUUGCAGAUGUGAUGAGCAAAGAAUUUGAGAUGUCUAUGAUGGGCGAGCUGAAAUUCUUCCUUGGCUUACAAAUUAAACAAACUUCGGAAGGAACAUUUGUACAUCAGGGAAAGUACACGAAGGAUGUCCUGCAGAAGUUUGCGAUGGAUGAUGCAAAGCCAAUUUCUACGCCCAUGCCGACUAGCGCGGCUUUGGAUGCUGAUGAGAACGGAGAGCCCGUGGAUCAGAAGGAUUAUCGAAGCAUGAUCGGGUCACUGCUGUACUUGACUGCAACAAGGCCGGAUAUACACUUUGCUGUGUGUAUGUGUGCUCGUUUUCAGGCGUCCCCCAGGAUUUCUCAUCGUCAGGCGGUGAAGCGCAUCAUGAGCACUAGUGCUAUAAGUGUUGCAAAGAAUCCUGUGCUUCAUUCUAAGACGAAACAUAUUGAGGUUCGUCAUCAUUUUCUGAGGGAUCAUGUUGAGAAGGGUGAUAUUGAGCUUAAAUACAUUGAUACUAGUCAGCAACUUGCUGAUAUUCUGACUAAACCACUCGAUCAAACCACGUUUGCACGUUUGCGUGUCGAGGUGGCCGACGAAGAGAAAGCAAGGUAUUUAAUGGAGCAGAUUAUUGCUGUUGGUAGUGGCUCCAACGUCCCUGUAACAUACACCAACGAAGAGGGUACCCAGGCAGACAUGUUCCUGGAUAUGUCCGGUGAUGGCAAUGAAGAGCUCGAGCCCGAGCAAAAUCUUGCCGUGCUAAAAGGUUCCGGUGAGGAUGCUAAUUCAGAGGUGCCGCAGAGAAUUGUACUUCAAUGUUGGCUUUAUGGAUCCAUCACUGAUUAA